Messenger RNA from Saccostrea cuccullata (small rock oyster), 1915 nucleotides. RefSeq names its product protein rolling stone-like. The record is from RefSeq and is a predicted model, not a curated record. Gene Ontology annotation, cellular component: membrane. The transcript is spliced from 4 exons. NCBI's taxonomy places the organism in Eukaryota, Metazoa, Mollusca, Bivalvia, Ostreida, Ostreidae. Bases 1 to 837 code for a protein of 278 amino acids.
AUGACAUGUAAGAAUUUAAAAGAAAACUUUGGACUGGAAUAUGACAAGCCGAAUGCGUUUGUACGAUCUCAGUGUUUUCCUGAUUGCGUGUACCUCCUUUGGAGUGCAUUCUGCUUCUUGUAUCACUUUGUAUGGAUUAUUCUGGAGAUUUACUGGGAAAUAACUGACCAAACAGAUAAUAAGUCCUGGUUUAUCUUCCUUACAAACUGGGGCUACCUCGUGAUAUUUAUCUACUUUGGUUUGGAUUGCUCUUUCUCUAUCUAUAUACAUUGUGUGAGAAAGGGAUCAGUCACGCCAUCAAACUCGAUGAAUCUUUAUCUUAAAACGGUGUGGGUGAUUUUCAACAUAAUGAACGCAUCUUCAAUUCUUAUCACCUUCUCAUACUUUACAUUUUUGGAUGCAAACAUGCAUGCGAGGAGCAUUAACAAACAUAUGAUAAAUUCAGUGUUCACAGUUCUGAACAUUGUAAUCACUGACAAACCUGUACGUUUCUGGCAUAUGUGGUUUCCUGCCUUGUUUGCAGUUAUAUAUCUGAUAUUCAAUGGGGUCUACCAGAAAGUGGGAGACGAAGAUCCUAUAUAUCCUGUAUUAGACUGGAAUAAAUUUGGCAGUGCUUUGGAAUUUUCUUUGCUAGAACUUUUGAUUGCCCUUCCAGUUAGCCACACCAUCGUUUUUGUAUUUUAUAAACUUAGAUGUUGCUGCCCUAGGAGACCUCAUGAAGAAUCACCAACAUAUGAACAUUUCAACAAUCCAGAGUCACCAGAUAAACAAGAUAUACAUUCUUUAGAGUUGGCUAUUAACCCUCAGGGAAUGUACAAAACAUUCAACAAAAUGUAAAAAAAAAUAUCUUCCCAGCGAAAUCAUGGUUGAAAUAUGUAUUGGAAAAAAAUUCCCUGUUCAUAACUCCCUCGUACUCAUUAUUUCACUGUGAAUCGGUAUUUGUGAUGUUUCUUUAAAUUGGUGCCAAGUGUCGAGUUGAACUUUUUGUAACAAAACCUUUUUCCGUAUUUGUAGAUUAUUAUCAUAAAACGUGAAAAAAACUUUAUUACAUGUAAAAGUCCUUUGUAUGUUUUAUAAUAACGUUAGACUAUCAAUAACAAGGACUGUUUAUGUUUGUGGGCUAUGAGUUUUUGACCAAAUGAAUAAGCAUAUGUAAAUUAGUAAAGAAGACUAUUCAAGAGUCGGCACUUGUAUCCAAUCCCUUUGACAUACAGACCCUGAGACGUGCUACUACCCAAAAAAGCGUGUAAUUGUCAUGUUCUUUUCGUUUCGUGCAACCUGUGUAACGUUUCGUGUAAACCGUGCAGCGUUUCGUGUAAGCUCCAAAGCGUUUCGUGUAAACCUUGUAACGAGCGUGUAAGAUUGAUUGAAUAUUUUAAACACCGAGGCGGCAAUUUUUCAACCAUUUGUAUCAGCGGACCAUUAGUUUAAAUCGGUUUUUGAAAGUUUAUGGUCUCUCUGGCGGCCCCCAGUGAGCCUACUCUUUUUUGAACUCCAGAGAGACGAUCUUUUACGUGCCAAGAAGGUUGUUAGCGAGCGUGUGAGAAACGUGCGACUUUCGUGUAAGAAUCGUGUUAGAAACGUGUCAGAUUCAUUCGGAAAUCACUUUCAUUUUUAAUAUGGCUAUCGAUUGGUUAAGAUAUCAAAUUGUGUUAGUAUUUUAUUAUUUGAAUUAGUUAUUCUUGUCGUAUUUUAGGAGUUAAAAAAAUGGAACAACUGAAUGAAAUUACACGUUAAUGUAUUAUACAUUUGUUUGCUUAUUUUCUUCUAAAGAAAAUGUGUUCAAGUUAAUUAAUUACACUGUACAUAUAUGCACAACAAUAUUAAGGGCAAUGAGUUCAAUAUACUAUUUGAAAUAUUUUUCUCAAAGAAAGAAAUAAAUGCGCAAUCAUACAUAUAUAUCCGUAUUGUCCUU